This is a messenger RNA of Talaromyces atroroseus, 453 nucleotides long. RefSeq names its product Allergen Asp f 15. The transcript has a single exon. Bases 1 to 453 code for a protein of 150 amino acids. The record is from RefSeq and is a predicted model, not a curated record. Lineage: Eukaryota; Fungi; Ascomycota; Eurotiomycetes; Eurotiales; Trichocomaceae.
AUGAUGAACCUGAUCCUCGCCGGCGCCUUCAUGGCCUUCUUCACAGCCAACGCAUCCCCUACCACCACCUCUUCUACCACCGGCACCGGCACAAGCAUCAACGUGCAAUACGACACCACGUACGACAACUCGGCGGAAUCCAUCAACAGCGUGUCCUGCUCCGACGGCACCAACGGCCUGGGCACCAAGGGCUACAACACGCUGGGCGCCGUACCGGGCUAUCCGCUCGUCGGGGCGGCGCCCACCAUCAGCGGCUGGAACAGUGCCAACUGCGGCGCGUGCUACUCAAUCACCUACGCUGGCACGACCAUCUACGUGACUGCCGUCGAUGCCGCGACCGAUUCGUUCGUCCUGAGUCAGGAGGCCAUGGAUAGGUUGACGGGGAAUCAGGCCGUUGCCCUGGGUCAUGUCACUGCGACUUAUGCCGAUGCUGAUGCUUCCAACUGUGCUUGA